AGGAAGACGCGGCGUUAUAGUUAUUGUACCUGGACCAAUCAGAGCGAAGAAAUGGGGCGGGAACACAGCGAGUGGGUAGCAACAGUUGCCUGGGUGAGGACGAAGCGCCAUAGCCACGGUAGUCGUGGUGACAAGAACCCAGCAACGAGAAUCAACAACAACAACCCGAUUCAUUGAAAAAAGCAUUAAAUCAAAAGUACCGCUGGAAAAGUCACUCGGAAUAAGAGUCCAGGGGAACCCAAUGGCAACUCCAGUUUAUGUGAGAGAGCUGCAGCAGACCUCCCAGCCUCAGGGAGGUGGUGUGACUCCCACAUCAGGGCAGGCUGCCACCGUGACAGCAGCUCCCCAACAAUUCCUGGCCGAACUUCAGACUACAGGGGCCACACCUUCAGCGGCCCCAUCCACCGGCCAGACCACGCCCCCUCCCUCACAAGCACAGAAGAGCCAGGCAAUCGUCCAGGCACCACCCGCACAAGCCCCGCCCACUCAGACUCAAUAUGUCACAGCUGAGAUUCAGAGCUCACCUACGCAGUCCAGCAAUGCUCAGAAUACACCACAGUACAUUGUUGUCACAGUUACAGAGGGUUCUCUUCAUUCCAGUGACUCUGUGUCAGAUUCUAGUCCUCCUGCUGCUGUAGUCCAGACUGGAGUUCCUACGCAGGUGGUGCAGCAGGUUCAGGCCGCACAACAGAGGUCAGUAGUUCAAGCCACAUCUCAGACAACGAAAACCGAACCGAGCCCCCAGCUGAAUGUCGCCAGCCUACAAUCCGUGCACCUGACACAGGAGGUACAGCAGCAGCUCCAACAGGUGCCAGUCCAGCAUGUGUAUACUAACCAGGUGCAGUAUGUGGAAGGAGGAGAUGCUAGCUACAGCACCAGCACCAUUCGUUCCAGCAGUUUCCCCUACACAGAGACCCCUCUGUAUACCCAGACCACUGCUGGACAGUACUACGAGAGCACCCCUGCCUCCGGUUCUGAGGCCACGUCCCCCGGCACCCCUCUCACCGUCUCCGUGACAACUGGAUCCCCUGGGGUGUCCAUGUUUGUGGCGGGGACAGGGCAGAUCGUGGCCAAUCCCACGACGGGGGCUGUAGGUGGAGUCACAGCUGUAGUGGCAGCCACGGGGACAUCAGCGAACGGUUCUGGAGAUUCCGGGGGCGAGGCUAACGGUGGCAGCGGGAGCUACGUGAUUCAGGGCGGCUAUAUGCUGGCCGGCAGCGGCACCAGCAGCAGCGGAAACGGUCACGGUUACCCGCACCCCACCCGUGCCUCUCCGUCCACCGUGAGUAUAAACGAAGGCGAGGACAAUAGCGUGCCGUCGGCAGACAAAAAGCUGUCCUCUGGCCCUCAGGUGCAGUGGUUGUUGGAUAAUUAUGAGACAGCAGAAGGGGUGAGUUUGCCCCGGUCCACUCUCUACUGCCACUACCUGCUGCACUGUCAGGAGCAAAAGCUGGAACCUGUCAAUGCAGCGUCCUUUGGAAAACUCAUCCGCUCGGUGUUCAUGGGGUUGAGGACCAGACGUCUCGGCACACGAGGGAAUUCCAAAUAUCACUACUAUGGACUGCGGAUCAAAGCGAACUCGUCUCUGCUCCGACUGAUGGAGGACCAGCAGCACCUGGCCAUGAGGCAGCAGCCCUUCUCUCAGAAACAGAGGUUGAAGCCGGUACAGAAGGUGGAGGGAAUCACUAACGGGAUGUCUUCAGGAUCUGGACAGCAACAGCAGCAGCAGCAGAGCUCGGGUCUGUCGGACAUCAGCACCCAGGUCCAGCAGUACCAGCAGUUUCUAGAUGCGUCCAGAGCUCUCCCCGAAUUCCCUGAUGUUGACCUGCAGGGUAAAGCUUUACCAGAGGGCAUUGAGCUGGAACAUCUCAAGAGCUUUCAGCUGCUCUACAGAGAACACUGCGAAGCCAUUCUUGAUGUAAUGGUCAACCUUCAGUUCCCUUUGGUGGAGACUCUUUGGAAAACAUUUUGGAGGUUCAGUGAAAGUCAGGCAGGAGACUCAGCAACACUAGCUGUACAUGAUGAGUCGGAGAAGAGGCUGCCCAAGUCAUGUUUGGUGCAGCUCUGUAAAUAUGAUCCAGUGCUUCGCUGGAGUCGUGACUGCGACAACACACUGUACCAGGGCCUGGUGGAGAUGCUCAUCCCAGAUGUUCUGAGACCUAUUCCCAGUGCCUUAACACAAGCCAUCCGAAACUUUGCCAAGAGUCUUGAGAGCUGGUUGACUAACGCCAUGAUGAACAUUCCUGAAGAGAUGGUUCGUGUCAAGGUGACGUCUGCAAGCGCUUUCGCUCAGACUCUGCGCAGAUACACCUCUCUAAAUCACCUGGCCCAGGCAGCUCGUGCCGUCCUGCAAAACACAGCACAGAUCAACCAGAUGCUCAGUGACCUCAACAGAGUGGACUUUGCCAAUGUGCAGGAACAGGCCUCUUGGGUGUGCCGGUGUGAGGACCGGGUGGUGCAGCGGCUGGAGCAGGACUUUAAACUGACCCUUCAGCAGCAGAACUCUCUGGAGCAGUGGGCAGCCUGGCUGGAUGGUGUGGUCUCGCAGGUCUUAAAGCCGUACCAGUCCAGCUCUGCCUUUCCAAAAGCAGCUAAACUCUUCCUGCUGAAGUGGAGUUUUUACAGCUCGAUGGUGAUCAGAGACCUGACUCUCCGUAGUGCUGCAAGCUUCGGCUCAUUUCACCUAAUCCGUCUGCUCUAUGAUGAGUACAUGUACUAUCUGAUCGAGCACAGAGUUGCCCAGGCCAAGGGUGAAACUCCCAUUGCGGUCAUGGGAGAGUUUGCAAGUCUUGGCCGAAGUCUGAACCCACUCGAUCCUGAUAAAGAAGAGGAAGAGGAGGAGGAAGAAGACAGUGAGGAUGAGUGUCAGGAGUUGUCUCUGCAGUCUGAUAUGGGCGCUAUCGGUGACGAAUCUCUGGAACCGCCCGCCAAGCUGGCUCGAACCGAUCAGAGGGUGCUGUUCACCACAGGAAGCAUGGAUAACUGAGAACUUAAACACACACACACACACAUGAUACAAGCACACACUCCACAUGAUAAUCACCCCUCAUUUGUGCACUUAAACCAACACAUGCAUCUAAAAAACAUAAAUGCUGCAGCUUACAUAUUUACACAACAUUUCAGAUGUUCGUAUGUACAUUUCCAUGCCUGUCGAUGUCUCAAAUGCACAUAUACACAAGAAACAUUCACUGAAACACAGAGACACACACGCUCAUAACAUGAACGCGAUAAUCGAUAAACGUAUCAUAUCGAGAUCUUAGACUGGGUGUAUCGCUCACUAAGAAUAGCCCUCGAAUCUAAACCUGAUUCUGUGUCUAUAGCUGUUAAGACGCAAGAACACAAAUGAAAACUGCUGCAACUGGAUCCUAAGAGUCGUUCGUGACGGACUGAACUCUGAUUGGCUACUGAAACCUGAACGAAACCGUCAGAAUACCUAUAAGGGUUGUUUAGGGAGAAAAGAAAAGAUGGACUGUAAGUGUGCGUGUUGUGUGUUGAUGUAUACUUUCUGCCUAUCCGUGUGUUGUUUGUGUGAUGGUGAGUGACCCGGGACCUUAUCGUUUUAUUGGCUAAUGGCUAGCGCGAAUGCGUGUGUUUUUGUGCAUGUGCGAAUGACCGUUCGUGGAUUUCAAAAUGUGUUGAUAGUUGUUUUGGUCAGUGGUACCAUUUUUUUUUUAGUUCUUGAUGCCUUCAGUGACUGCCAUGUCAUUAAAUGUUUAAAGAAUAUUAUAGCCCAGCUCUUUAAAAACUCGAUUUCCCAUGAGUCUACUAGGUGUAAGUGAUUCAGCUGGGUUCUGUCAAAAAAAAAAAAAAAAAAAAAAAAAAAAAAAAAAAGAUUCUAGGGCUAGUAUACAUACCUCUGCAAAUGACAGCAGUUUGCCAGAAACGAGAGGAAGUUUUUUUUCCCAGUAUGUCUUUCCUCUCUUCUUUUUUUCCCCCCUUGUUUAUUUAUUUAUUUAAAAAUUUUGGGCCUUUUUUGUUGCACUUUUUCAUCUUGAGCUUGGUACAAGACAUUAGAUGUUUCUGUCCUUUUUCUUUGUUUAAUAUGGUCACAUGGUGACAAUCUUGAUGUGUACAGCAUUGUCUAACACUGUUUAGUGCAUAUUUGAUGGUUUGCUGUGAAUUUGAGAUUUGGGUCGAGAUAUUUUACUAGAACCCUUCAAACAAACUUGACACCACUGCCCAUAUAGCUAGGACAUGUAAAAGUAGAGAGCGAAAAGAUCUUUCUGCCCUGUCCUUCUCAAGACUCAUUCGUUUAAUCCUUUUCUUGUGUUGUGGCAUUAAUGAUUAUUGAUUGAUCAAUUUGAGAGACCUAAAGUACAUUAAAACUAUAUCCCAUAUCAUUCAACAUAUGUAAACAAUGAUUAUUGCUGCUGUAUAUCUGAUGGGAGUGUUGAGCAGCGCACAAGAUGCUGACUGAUCUCAAACCAGCAUAUAAUGCUUAUCUUGAUAGAACCACAGGAAACAUAUCACAAGCUCUGUAGAUCUUCUCUGUAUGACAGCCAUAACAAAAUGAAUUUCCCUUUUCACUUUUUUUGAAGUUGUUUUCAUUUCUUGCUUAAAAAAAAAAACGAACACAAAAAAGUGUGGCAGUGUUUUGAGUAAUCUAAACCAUGAGAAUGGAUGUGCCUUUGCCGUUAUCAAAUUGAAUCCAGAUGUUUUUCAUUUAAAAUAUGAAUAAAUUAAUAAUUUCUAAAAUUGUGAAUUGUUUCAAA
This is a messenger RNA of Rhinichthys klamathensis goyatoka, 4712 nucleotides long. RefSeq names its product regulatory factor X, 1a (influences HLA class II expression) (gene rfx1a). Gene Ontology annotation, molecular function: DNA-binding transcription factor activity, RNA polymerase II-specific; RNA polymerase II cis-regulatory region sequence-specific DNA binding. The record is from RefSeq and is a predicted model, not a curated record. Lineage: Eukaryota; Metazoa; Chordata; Actinopteri; Cypriniformes; Leuciscidae. Gene Ontology annotation, biological process: regulation of transcription by RNA polymerase II. Bases 242 to 2986 code for a protein of 914 amino acids. Gene Ontology annotation, cellular component: nucleus. The transcript has 18 exons.